This is a messenger RNA of Fragaria vesca subsp. vesca, 748 nucleotides long. RefSeq names its product PHD finger-like domain-containing protein 5B-like. Gene Ontology annotation, cellular component: U12-type spliceosomal complex; U2 snRNP; catalytic step 2 spliceosome. The coding region runs from base 137 to 469 and encodes 110 amino acids. The transcript is spliced from 2 exons. Lineage: Eukaryota; Viridiplantae; Streptophyta; Magnoliopsida; Rosales; Rosaceae. Gene Ontology annotation, biological process: mRNA splicing, via spliceosome. The record is from RefSeq and is a predicted model, not a curated record.
GCGUCUGUCUCUCGCUCUCUCUAGGUUCUUCUAAAGUUGUGUUCUUAAGAACAAAGAAUAGCAGAACCUUGGUCCAUUGUUCCUCAGAGUUCGAUUAAGGCUCUUCUCCGUAACACAGAUUACAGCAUAGUGAGUGAUGGCCAAGCAUCACCCUGAUUUAAUCAUGUGCCGGAAGCAACCAGGAAUUGCCAUCGGGCGGCUCUGCGAGAAGUGUGACGGUAAGUGUGUUAUAUGCGACUCUUAUGUGCGCCCUUGCACGCUUGUGAGGGUUUGUGAUGAAUGCAACUACGGAUCAUUUCAGGGUCGUUGUGUUAUUUGUGGAGGAGUCGGGAUUUCUGAUGCUUACUAUUGCAAAGAGUGUACGCAGCAGGAGAAAGACAGAGAUGGAUGCCCAAAGAUUGUCAAUUUAGGGAGUGCCAAAACGGAUCUCUUUUAUGAACGGAAGAAAUAUGGUUUUAAGAAGAGAUGAUGAAGGGAUUAUGGUUGUUGGGGUUGGGGCAGAGCUGAAUACACUUUGCUUUUGAAAGAAAAUAUAUUGGAUACAAUCGUAUUUGAGCCAUGUUUUCUAUUCUCAUUCUUAGUUUGGUCGGAAAAGAAGGAAGGAAAACCUCAAUGUACAACUAGUCCUAGACACCUACCUUUGUAAACAUUUUAAUUUAUGUUAAUAAUUCGCAUGACUAGGGGCUGUUAGUCUAUUAUAUUCGGGAUUCUUACAUGAUCAAAAUGCACAAAAACCGUAUUUUACAAA